GACGCGAGCGAGCGAGCGUCACGCGCACGCCGGACUACCCCUCCGCGCGCGCGUCGGACCCGCGCGCGCGCGUCGACGAGGCGGUCGCGUCUCGAGGGCGCGCGCGCUCGGGGCGCGACCGGGGGGCGACCGAAGCGCGCGAAGCCCCGCCCCGCCGCGAUGUCGUUCAAGCAGCAGGCGUCGUUCAAGAACCCGAUGUUCGCCGGGCCGGACUCAGAGGACGACGACGACGCGGAGCGGUACGACUACGACGAGCGCGGCGGAAGAGGCGGGCAGAGCAGCGGCGACGAUCGAUUCGACGACGACGCGCCCCCGCCGCGGUUCGGGCUCGCGCCUCCCGCGGGCGGCUUCGUCGAGAUGAACGCGCCCGCGCCGUCCGCGCCCGCGUUCCCGUCGAAGGGCGGCGGCGGAAUGGGCGGCGGAAUGGGCGGCGGCGCGGACGUCGCGGAGAUGGAGGGCGGCGGCGAGGACCCCGCGGUGGCGCACGGCGUCGUCUCCGCGCUGUACGCAAAGUACAAGAAGAAUUACGCGCGGCGGACGGAUUACGUCUCUCUGUUUUCGUUCGUCGUCUUCGUCGGGUUUUACCUCGCCAUCUUGUUCAUGCAGCGACAGGCGGAGGAGGCGUACUCGCUCACGUCCACGCUGAAGAGUGAGAUGAUCCCGGAGAAGCUGGAGCUGCAGAGCGGUAACGAAGUGCGCCAGUGGAUCAGCGCGUUCGUGAAGAAGUCGUGGACGGAUCCCAGAUGCGGCGACGGCAGAUGCGAGAUGCCGUUCGAGUACCCGGAGUACGGCCGGUUCGGGUGCAAGGCGGACUGCGACUUGCUCACGGUGAAGGCCAAGGUGACGCCGAUACAGGUGGACGUGUACUACAACUUUUCGCACCCGAAGGGUUCGGUGUCGCCGAUCGAUCUCAUGAACGACGCGUCGUGGAACCUGUGUCCGAUGGAGGUGGACGACGUCCUCGGGGGGACGAAUAAGAUCUACCACGGCGCGGACUGCUACUACGAGAAGGACCAAAAGUUCGACACGCAGGUUGGGCACCAGAGCAGGGUGAUCGAGGACGUCCCGGAUGGGGAGUGGACCAUCGUCGUCAAGAAGGACAUCUUCAAAAAAGUCGGCGGCGCCGUGCGCGUCCGCGCCAACGUCGUCAAAGAGGCGGACAACAAGCGCCUCCUGCUCGCGUCGCACUACGCGCAACUGCGGCGUAAGACGGAGCUCGCGGCGUACGACGCGACGCUCACGACGUUGGGGAAGUCGAACCAGACGCUGGCGCUCGAGUACCUCGAGAAGUUGUACCUGGCGGAAAACACGACCAUCUACGCGCGAAACGACGCCGGCCUCGCUGGGAACAAGACGGCGAACGAGGCGGCGUGGGCGCUGAAUAAGACGCUGGUGAACGGCGCGUACGAGGCCGCGGGGUACUGCGUCGCGAACUCGGUGCGGCUGAGGACGGCGAUGGCGACGGGCGGGACGUACGCGAAUUGGUACGACCACUCAAAGUUCACGACGCAGUGCACAACCCCGAACGGCGCCUCCGGCUGCGUGUGGAACGAACGCGGGCACAUAAAAGUCUUAGUCGGCGGCGCGUACGUCAACAAGAACCCCGCGUGCACGUGCAACGCGGGACCGCCGAUCUCGUGCCAGUGUUACAGCGGUUUAACCCCCACCGGCGGCGCGGCGGCGGUGUCCUCCGCCGACGCCAAGGACAUCGCGUGCGUGGAGACGUUUCGGUGGAUCGAUCAGCUGUGGGUCACGACGCUCGCGCAGCUGUGGACGGACACGAACAACGUCGUGACGACGACGAAGGCUACCGCGGACGCGGAGUUCGCGUCCGUCCUCCUCGCGCUGCAGACGCAGUCGCCGGUGACGCACUACGAGAUCAAUAAGAUGGUGGGCACCAACGCGCAAGACUUGAAGACGGCGUCGCUCAACGUGCUCAAAGACGCGGACGUCCUCAAGGAACACAACGCCGACGCGACGCACGCGGCGGUGAUCGCCGCGCGCUCGUCCUCGACGCCGUAUUGGGAACAGCUCCGGGAUAUCAUAACCCCUCGUCGUAACUCGUUACAGAACGUCCAGAAGUCGACGCCGAUUUACCCGUCCCCGGUGACGUCGGCGUUUACGUUCACCGCCAACGCCGCGGCGGUGGGAUACGUCCGGGCCAAUUACCCCGGGUACGGCCUCACCGACGUCUUGACUCUGUCGCUGAAGGAGUGGAACCCCUCGGUGUUGCUGCGACAGGAUUACGCGUUCACGCAGUGCGAGCUCCCGUCGCGUCUGCCGGAGGUUGUCGGCGCGUGUAAGACGCCCGCGAGCGUGACGACGCCGACGGUGGCGAAUCCCGCGAACACCGCGCAGAUGCAGCCGUUUCUGCAGCAGACGCGGUUCCAAAAGCUCUGCGACGCGGUGUGCGACUGCGCGGUCGCGACGAACGGCGCCGGGUGCGCGGCCGGGUCGCACUGCGUCUGCCCGGUGUGCUCGGUCACGAAUCAGUUCGCCAACGUCAUCUAUCCGACGGGGUACACGGGUCGGAGGAAGCUCCUCGAACACGAGUACGUGGACGCGGGCGACGUCGGCGACGUCGCCGCCGCGCCGAAGUACGACUUCACGGCGCCGUACCGCCGGCGACUGCAGGCGGCGACACUGGACAGCAUUCAGACCGCCAUCUCCACGCUGACCACGAAGCAGACGUCCCUCGACACGGCCAUCACGACGAUUCAGACGACGCAAACCAACGCCAACGUGCAAGCCAACGCGCACCACGCGGACACCGCGCUCGACACGCUCAUCACGCGAGGGUUCACGGACGUGAACAACGCGAACGCGGCGCUGCAGACGACGAUGAACACGAUCCUGUCGAAGCAGCAGCUCGCGUUGGAUAAGGUUACGGAGUCGCUCGCGAUUCAGCAGAGGACGGAGACGCUGGCGGCAAAGGGCGUCGCGCAGAUUGAAAAGCUAGCGCUCGCGGUGGAGAAGCAGACGGCGUCCAUCAGCGCCGCGUGGGCCGCGGGCGCGUUCACGAGCAUCGACCAAUACGUCCAGAUUCAAGAGAACGCGGUGGUGACGAGAGAGGUGACGGCGAAGACGAACUCGCUGUCCAACUCGCCGUGCACGACGCAGGAGCAGUUUAACAACUUCGAGCUGGACAACCACGAAAACGUGUACGCCAAGGACGCGUUCCGCGAGCGGUACAUCGGCUUGAAUAACCGCGUCAUCGCGGGGAUGUUGAUUUACACGAAGCGCAAGAACUUGGUCAAGUGCGACAGCAACCGGUUCGAGAAGAUCGACGACGCGUGCUCGGAGGGCCGCGACGUUUCCUCCUACGGCGUCGACCCCGUCUUCAAGCUCGGCACGCCCAUGUACAAGCCGACGUACGAUAACAAGCCCACGGUGACCAAGGUGUACAACUGCUCGGAGCUGAACAACCCGAGCGAGGGGAUCUCGCCGACGUAUAACCCCCCCGGGAGCACGGACGGGAACAAGUACCCGUACUGCAAGGAGCUGUUCAACCCUCGCGACAUCCCGUACGGAUUCCGCGUCAAGAGCAUUCCGGGAUACGCGGAUGGGUUUCCGUACAUUUUCGACAUCAACCUGAGCGCCAAGGAGGCGGAGACGUGGGUCGAUUACAUGGAGUACGGGCUCAUGAUCGACGACGUGAAAACCGACGUGGUCUCCGCGCAGGUGGUGGUGUACAACGCCGAGCUCGGGUAUUUCGGCAACGUCGUCGUGUACUUUGAGUUCACCGACGGCGGCAAGAUCGAGGUGACGUACGGCAUCGACACGAUCAAGGUGGAGCUCUACGAGACGAUCCAGGACUGGAUACGGCUGGCGAUGGAGUGCCUCCUCGCGAUCGGCGCCGCGCACUCCGUGUACGCGGAGAUCAUGGACUUCAUGGACUCGAAGAAGACGCGCGGGUCGUAUCUCGCGUACUUUCAGAGCGCGUGGAACUACGUGGACAUCGUGUCCAUCUUCGUCCACGUUUUGACGAUUUUCAUGUGGUUUUCGUACGCGUGGGCGAUGGCGACGGCGUUCGCUCCGUCGAUCCACUACAAAAUCUACAAAAACCUCGCCGCGAGCGCGCACAUCACCAACCUGAAGGUGCCGAACGAGAUGGACGAGAUGGCGUCCAUGUUCUUGGAGAUGAAGAGCCUCGUGACGUACUUCCAGAUGUACAUGACGCUGUCGGGAAUCAACAUAAUCUUGAUGCUCGGUAGGAUCUUGAAGCUGAUGGACUUCCAGCCGAGGCUCGGCGUCAUCACGCGCACGCUCGCGCUCGCGACCGCGGACUUGGCGCACUUCUUCGUCAUCUUCGCGUUGGUCUUCGUCGGGUACGCGUUCAUCGGGCACGUCAUCUUCGGCUACGCGUCGGAGCACUUCUCGGACAUGACGUCGUCCAUCAACUCGCUCUUCAUGAACCUCCUCGGCGACAUCACGUACUUCAUGGAGGAUUUGAAGAACCUCACCGGCAUGAUCUUCUGGGUCGGGAUGAUUUACUUCUACACGUACAACAUCUUCGUGUUCAUGAUAUUGUUCAACUUUCUCCUCGCCAUCAUCUGCGACGCGUUCGGCGAGGUGAAGGCGAACGCCAGCGAGGCGGUGUCGGUCACCGCGGAGAUUGGACCGAUGCUCCGCGACAAGUGGCGGUCCGUGUGGCGGCCGCUGUUUUACCGCGACCACAUCCCGGAGGAGCGCGUGCGGCGGCAGCUGCGGAUAUGGAAGGGCGAGGACCCGGACGAGCCGGAGUACGAGGAGGACCGCCGGCCGAAGGAGCGCGUCUUCACCUACGCCAACGGCGAGAAGGAGCUGGACGCCGCCGGGUUGAAGCGCGUGCUGCGGCGAUGCGUCAUCGAGACGUAUCAAAACUCGGACAAGACGUUCAACACGUAUCUGCUGCGUCCGAACGGCGUGGGGAGCUCGAAAGCGCUCGCGACCGCGGCGGAGAUCGAUCAGGCGGCGGCGAUGCUGAUGCGACAGGUUGGGCACAGGCCCAAGAGGGGCCCGGACGGCGAGGGCGGCGUCGGGCACGAGAACGAGGUGCAGACGUUGCAGCGGAGCUUGGAGCGUCUGAUCAAGUCGCAGCAGAAGCUCGUGGAGGGGCAGGUGAAGGUGAUCGACGGGCAGUCGAAGAUGGCGUCGCGGCAGGAGCGGCUGAGCGACUUGGAGCACAAGAUUUUGGGCGUUCUGGAGAAGCCGCCAGGCUCGAAGUAGGGCCGGGCCGCCCGGGGCUGCGUUCGUCGUCGUCGCUGAACUUAACCUUAUUUUUAUUUCUAUCGCGCAAAUAUUAGUUCAACCA
Messenger RNA from Micromonas pusilla CCMP1545, 5293 nucleotides. RefSeq lists its product as uncharacterized. The record is from RefSeq and is a predicted model, not a curated record. NCBI's taxonomy places the organism in Eukaryota, Viridiplantae, Chlorophyta, Mamiellophyceae, Mamiellales, Mamiellaceae. Bases 160 to 5208 code for a protein of 1682 amino acids. The transcript is spliced from 2 exons.